AUGCAUAUGUGGAAUUAUAAUUAUAAUUAUUGUACAUAAAAAAUGUCUCACAUUGGCGUGGAGAGAAAGCGGAGACGACAGAUGAAUGAGCAUCUCAACAUUCUGCGCUCCUUAACCCCUUCUUCCUACAUCCAAAGGGAAGAUCAAGCAUCCAUAGUAGGUGGAGUAGUUGAGUUCAUCAAAGAAUUGCACCAAGUUCAACAAUCAAUGGAGGCCAAGAAACGAUGGAUACACAGUUUAAGCCCACCCCGGUCACCAUUGCAGCCCAUUACUCCGACCCAACACCGGGAAACAUUAUCAUCUUCGAGCAACUGCAUGAUCGAUGUAAAUAAGAACAGCGGCGACGAAUUCAAUGAGGUCGGGGCAUGUUGCAACUCUCCGGUAGCGGAUGUUGAGGCCAGGAUAUCGGGCUCCAACGUUAUUCUGAAGACCAUUUCUCGUCGAAUUCGGGGCCAAAUCCUUAAAAUAAUCAAUGUCUUGGAGACACUUUCCUUUGAGAUCCUUCAUUUGAACAUCAGCAGCAUCGAUGACACUGUGCUUUACUCCUUUGUUGUUAAGUUAUGAUAUGUCACAGAUUGGGCUGGAAUGCCAAAUCAGCGUGGAGGAGCUUGCACAUGAAGUUCAACACUGUUUUUGCUCUAAUGCAGCGCCGCUUAUAUGAAGGAGAAGGAAACCUAGCUAGGUAGCUAUGGAUCCAAUACACAAUUCGAACGAAUUUGUAUUUCCCUAUUUGGAAAGAUACUCUAAUGUUACUAUAGCUCAUUAGUUUUCCCAAAAUUUUAAAUAUUUAUAUUCUUUUCAAUAGCAUAUGACCAAAUU
Molecule: messenger RNA, 819 nt
Organism: Cuscuta europaea
Lineage: Eukaryota; Viridiplantae; Streptophyta; Magnoliopsida; Solanales; Convolvulaceae
Source: the annotation of a GenBank genome assembly